UGGUAUCAUGGUAGGGAAACUACAGCUUGCGUUUGACAGACCACAGAAUGUGGCUCGUGGGUCCCUUCCCCGUGAGCGGCCCCGUCCUCACAUGGCUGCCUUCUGUGUUCACAGGGAAGAUGGAGACACUGAAAGACAAGACCGUGGAGGAGCUGGAGCAGAUGCAGAAUGACCUGGAGGCCAUUGAUCGGCUGGCCCUGGAGUCCCCUGAGGUCCAGGACCUGCAGCUGGAGCGGGAGAUGGCACUGGCCACCAACCGGAGCCUGGCCGAGCAGAACCUGGAGUUCCAGGGUCCCCUGGAGAUCAGCCGCUCAAACCUCUCAGACAAGUACCAGGAGCUCCGGAGCCUCAUGGAGCGGUGCCAGGAGCAGAAGGCAAAACUGGAAAAAUUUUCCUCAGCGCUGCAGCCAGAAACCUUGUUAGACCUUCUACAAGUCGAAGGCGUGAAAAUUGAAGAAGAGUCUGAGGCCAUGGCUGAGAAGUUCCUGGAGGGCGAGGUGCCCUUGGAGACGUUUCUGGAGAACUUUUCCUCUAUGAGGAUGCUGUCCCAUCUGCGCCGGGUUCGGGUGGAGAAGCUCCAGGAUGUGGUGAGGAAGCCAAGGGCUUCCCAGGAGCCGGCCGGGGAUGCCCCGCCGCCCCGGCCACCACCCCCACCUCGCCCGGCCCCCCAGGUGACACCCCCUGUGGCCGAAGAGCAGCCGCGGCUGUCACAGUCACCACCAGUGCCACCGCCACCUGUCGUACCUCCCUACCCCCUGCCCUACAGCCCUUCUCCAGGCAUGUCUGUGGGCCCCACCGCCCAAGGAGCGCUACAACCAGCCCCCUUCCCGGUGGUCUCCCAGCCCUCCUUUUCCUACAGUGUGCCUUUGGGCCCCACGUUCCCGCCAGCCCAGCCGGGAGCCAGGCCUGCCCAGGGCUACUCCUGGUCCCCACAGAGGAGCAUGCCACCCCGGCCGGGCUAUCCCGUGGCGCCGACUGGCGGCUCUGCAUCUGGGUACCCCUUGGCUGGAGGCCAGGCCCCCAGUCCUGGUUAUCCUCAGCAGCAGCCCCCCUACCUCCCAGCAGGAGGUAGACCUCCGUACCCCGCCCAGCCCCCACUGCUGAGUUUCCCAGGACAGCCCCAGCCCUCACGCUCCUCCCAGCCCCACUACCCGCCGGGGCCUGCCCCUCCCUAUGGAUUUCCACCACCUCAGGGUCCUGCCUGGCCUGGGUAUUAGACACCAUCCUGGCCGUUGGCCUCUCCCUGCUCACACCUCUACCACAACCUUUGGCCCCUCCACCGCUGAAAUUCAAGGUUAAAGUGGAAGCGGAAUUGGCACUCCCUGUGGGC
Messenger RNA from Trichechus manatus latirostris (Florida manatee), 1330 nucleotides. It is a transcript of the gene VPS37C, whose product is annotated as VPS37C subunit of ESCRT-I. Gene Ontology annotation, biological process: protein targeting to membrane; protein targeting to vacuole; ubiquitin-dependent protein catabolic process via the multivesicular body sorting pathway. Bases 48 to 1217 code for a protein of 389 amino acids. Gene Ontology annotation, cellular component: ESCRT I complex. The record is from RefSeq and is a predicted model, not a curated record. Lineage: Eukaryota; Metazoa; Chordata; Mammalia; Sirenia; Trichechidae. The transcript has 4 exons.